This is a messenger RNA of Drepanopeziza brunnea f. sp. 'multigermtubi' MB_m1, 1266 nucleotides long. NCBI's taxonomy places the organism in Eukaryota, Fungi, Ascomycota, Leotiomycetes, Helotiales, Drepanopezizaceae. The record is from RefSeq and is a predicted model, not a curated record.
AUGACCUCCCUGCUCCUUAUCCACAGUCUCUACUCCUUGAUCGCUGCGAGAGACGACAGUGCCAACGACAACAUCGCCUUGAGCGUGCUGGCGAGUCGCGAUACCAAAAGAGAAGCCCUGGGCACCUCUCUAUUCGUGAUACUCAUCAUCAUCAACAUUUGCAUCUUCGUACCCGUUAUCUUCGUGGUCACAUACACCCUUCAUGAAGUAUUUCCGACUUUAGCAAUUGUUGAGUCCGCGGAUGUUGCUCCAGAAUAUGAAUUUGUCAACGCGGAUGAGGCUCACGAUGAAGAUGACGAUUCCGACCAUCUCGACUCUGGCAACGAUAUUAAACGUCCUUCUGCUGUCCCCGACAUUCCUAGUGACGGACAAGAGCCAUCAUCAAGCCAGUUGCCAGAUGAGACAGCAGGCAUUCCUGCGAGACCUUCGAGCCCGGUAACGUGUGAUAUCAGAGCCACUUUCAGACUCCUACGCGCUGCUUGUGGCGGAUCCUACCGGAGUGGUCUAGCCAGAGGCUUUAAAUGGAAACUUUGCAUCGGCUUCACCCAAUUCAUGAUAAUCGUGGUUCUCAUCUCAAUCCCAUACAUUCCAACCUUCGUCAUCUCCAUAAUCGCCUCUCUCGCUACGACGCAGCUGGCAACAGGCUGGGUGCACGCUGUGGUAUCGAAACAACAGAACUCAUUGCUGUGGCAGAAUCUGCCCCGGUAUUGGUUGGUACUAAAAGCCACCGCUAUCCCAAUCAUCGCGAAAGCCGCGAUUACGCAGCUCAUCAGAGGCUUUGUGCAUCUCUUUCUCGGCCCUAGGACCGGCAGUGCUGAUCCUAUCGGUCUUGUUCCUGCUUACAGUGGGGGCUUCUGGCUGCAUAUCCUGGUGCUGGGACUCAUCUUCGUAAUUUACAUCGUCGCCUUUCUCCCUAUCGAGGUCAUUUUGACUCGAACACGCGCUAGCAGUAAGAUAUCUCCUCCAUUCAUGUUGGGACCCUUCCGCGCCUUGCUCCCCAAUGAGACGAACACGUUGGUCCCACUUGACGUCUCCAUCCAGUCGCACGAUCCUGAUGGGAUGGGGUUCUGGUCGUGGCAGUACUCUUGGGAGAAACUGUCCCGUGCCUCUUGGAUUCGGAUCGCAAAAGUCUACGGCAAGGUUUUCGCAAUCACUGUCGCCGUCCACACCUUUACCUUUUUGUUUAUUGGGCUCCAGAUGUUGAUCGUUUCUCUUUUGGGGGGGUCUUUUGUGGGGGGGUCUUUUCAAAUGAAGGAAAGCGCAUGA